ACCUUCAGAGACUAUAUGUUCACCAACGUAGUCAACUCCAAACCCGAAGAACCACAGGAAGCUGACUUCCGUAACAUUCUCCAGUCGCCUAUGCCUGAAUUUUUGAAUCACUCCAACUCGUCCAAGAAUCUCCAGGACCUUCUCAAUGAUGACGACUCGCUCUACAUGUUUUCUCAACAGAUGCCUACACACCUUGAAGAUGAAGCCAAUGCCUUGGUGAAGCCGGUAAGUCUCACUGACACCGACAAGAUUCUGCUAUACAAAACGUACCUCUACCAAGUGGCUCCAUGGCUCGACAUGUUCGAUACAGCCUCGAAGCAGUUUGGUACGACGGUGCCGUUGUUGGCUGCGAAAAGCGAUGCUUUGCUCAACUCCAUCUAUGCGAUAGCUUCUCGACAAACAGAGCAGACCACAAAGGACUAUCCUCCAGAAAUAGCCAUCAACUUGUAUGAGAACUCGUUGAAACUCUUGAUCCCCACCGUCAACAGAACCCUCGAUACGUCCAUUAUCACCACCUGUGUAAUUUUGUGCGUAUUUGAAAUGAUGUCGUCGUCUCCCAAAAAGUGGAGGUACCAUCUCGAAGGGUGUGCUGCGUUGUUCAAGAUGCAUGGAAUCAAUGGGUUUUGUGACGAACUUGAAAGAGGGUUGUUCUGGUGCUAUGCCAGGAUGGAUGUAAGCUCGGCCGUCAUAGGCGAGCAGUCUACCAUUAUUCCAUCUGAGUUAUGGCUACCUUAUAACUGUUCAGUGUAUGAGCUGAAAAAGGUUUUUAAUGAAUUUGGCAACAAGGAAGAUAUGUAUGCUAAUUAUAUGGUGUAUUUGUGUUCGAGAGUGUUGAACCUAAUAGCCAAUGCCAAAGAAGACUAUGAGAAGGACUGGGAGUUUCUUUGGGGGGAAAUCAGUGAUUGGUACGAGGAUAGACCGUUUGAGUUUAAACCACUUGUGUCUUUCAACAGCUCGCCGUUUCCUGGGAUUUUGUUUGUCAACGGGCCUGCUAUAUCGGCCAACCAAAUGUACCAUAUGGCCAUAAUCUUGUUGAUUCAGAACAAACCAAGACUCCAUAAACUCGUAUACCUGGACCACAUAAAGUCCCCUAUAUGGCACGCCAAACAAAUUUGUGCUAUAAGCUUGUAUAACGAACACCCUGGAUGCUGGAACAAUUCAUUGCAGCCACUCUGGAUUGCUGGACAAUUACUCAGCAGUGACCAAGAGCAUGAAGUGGUGCUAAACUUGCUCAGCAAGAUUGAAGCCACCACCGGCUGGCAAAUGAACUUCAGAGCAGAAGACUUGAAGAAACAUUGGAGACAAGAGGCUGCUAUAACGUAGUGAUAGAAAUUAGGUUUUGGUAUUUGAAUAAAUAAGCUAUAUUUUUUGAAAGUCUUCACUAACAAUAGAAGACUUUUCACACAUUUGUUUAAAGAUCCCGCCUUUGAUGUUAAACAAAUUCCAAGGAGUAUCAAACUCCUUGACUUCUCCUCUGUCAAGAACAAGAAUUUUAUCAUAGUUGAUAAUAGUCUUCAAUCUGUGGGCGAUACACAAAAUAGUGCAAUUGCUAAACUCCCGUGCAAUGGUUUGUUGGAUCUUUGAAUCAGUUUCAUAAUCGACCGAGGAUGUGGCUUCAUCCAAAAUCAAGAUCUUGGAGCCUCUGACUAAAGCCCUGGCAAAAGCUAUCAAUUGCCUCUCACCCAAGGAGAAGUUCACCCCAUCGUCCUCAACUACUUGAUCAAGGUGGAACUUGUGUAAGUCAGCACUGUUCUUAUCUUGUUUCUUGACCAUUUCCAACUUGUUCUCUUCGAUCAAACCGGCCCUUCUCAAUGCAUUCCACAUCUUCUCCGAAGUACUUUGUCCAAAUGGAUCCAAGUUUCUUCUGAUGGAACCUUUGAACAACACUGGAUCUUGAGGAAUAAUAGACAAUUUGGAUCUGAGAUCAUUCAAACCGAUAUUGGAAAUAUCCACUCCAUCAAUAAUAAUCUUUCCUUUCUCGAGCUCGGAAAGUCUAUAAAGAGCAGUCAUUAUAGAGGAUUUCCCAGCCCCAGUUCUUCCACAGAUACCGAUUUUUUCCUGGGACUUGACAUUGAAAUCCAAGUUCUUCAAUACCAUUGGCAACCCGGGUCUGUAGGCCAUAGAUACAUUGUCAAACAAAAUCUCCCCUUUCUGGGGCCAUUCUGGAGCUGGCUUUGUUUCUGCUAUGCGAUACGCUGCUUCUGUGUUUAGGUCGUAGGCGAAAUCACAAAGUCUUUCCACUGAGUUCAUACCGUUCUCCACUUGAGUGAAAUUUCUAAGGAGCAUAGAAAGCAUACCGGUGAUUUGUAAAGUAGAGGAUAACAACAAACCCGAAGCUGAAGCACUAAUACCAAAAGUUCCCGUCACACACAACAAGGCAAUCACCAAGUUGAAACAAGCAGCGACAAUCGAAAGAUAUACUGUCAACCAACGUUGGGCAGCAAUAUUCACCAAAUAUGGUUCGUUUGUCUUGUUGAGAUAAAAAGCAUUGGACUCCA
Molecule: messenger RNA, 2498 nt
Organism: Yamadazyma tenuis ATCC 10573
Lineage: Eukaryota; Fungi; Ascomycota; Pichiomycetes; Serinales; Debaryomycetaceae
Source: RefSeq, a predicted model, not a curated record